AACAUUUCCAAUGUCAAAUGUAAAACACCGCCUCGCCUCCCCCACAAAACAAAAAUGAAAAACCCGUUUCGCGCCUAAAGAAACGCGCACCUCAUUUUGUUUUCAAAAAUGUCUUCUUCAUCUCCCCCUAAUGCCCAAAUGUCUCGCUGUUUAAAACUUCGCACCCUCCUCAAAAGAUCCCUCAACUUCCUCCCUCCUCUUUCUCUCUCCUCCUCCUCCUCUCCCGCCGCCGCCGCAACAACAACAACCUCUCUUACUUCCUCCGCAGCUAAUUCUCUCUCCACCGUAGCCGCCCCUACAAUGGAAGACUUCAAGCAGGCUCUCCGUACGCGCCUCUGUAUCAUCGGGAGUGGGCCGGCGGCCCACACCGCGGCUAUCUACGCAUCACGGGCUGAGCUCAAGCCCAUUCUCUUUGAAGGAUGGAUGGCCAACGGAAUCGCGCCAGGUGGACAGCUAACAACAACCACCGACGUCGAGAAUUUCCCCGGAUUUCCUGAAGGAAUUUUCGGCCUAGACAUCACCGACAAGUUUCGCCAGCAAUCCUUGCGUUUCGGUACCGAAAUCUUGACUGAAACGGUUACCUCGGUCGACUUCUCAACGACGCCGUUUAAGAUCUUAUCCGCCGAGUCGAAAACUGUACUCGCUGACUCAGUCAUUAUAGCCACGGGUGCGGUGGCGAAGAAGCUGGAAUUUCCGGGGUCAGGAGAAGAAGGAGGGUUCUGGAACAAAGGAAUAUCGGCUUGCGCUGUGUGCGACGGCGCGGCGCCGAUUUUCAGGAACAAGCCGUUGGCGGUGAUUGGAGGCGGUGAUUCGGCGAUGGAAGAGGCCAAUUUCUUGACCAAGUAUGGUUCGAAGGUGUAUAUAAUUCAUAGGAGAGGGGAAUUUAGGGCUUCCAAGAUUAUGCAAAAGAGGGCAAUAGAAAACCCUAAGAUUGAGGUUUUGUGGAAUUCGACGGUGACGGAGGCAUAUGGGGAUGCUGAGAAAGAAAAUAGGGUUUUGGGAGGGCUGAAGGUCAAGGAUGUGGUCAGUGGGGAGGUUAAGGACUUGCAAGUUUCUGGGUUGUUUUUUGCUAUCGGGCAUGAACCAGCUACUAAGUUUUUGGGUGGGCAGCUGGAGUUGGAUGCUGAUGGCUAUGUGGUGACUACACCGGGGACGACGAAGACCAGUGUUAAAGGUGUUUUUGCUGCUGGUGAUGUUCAGGAUAAGAAGUAUAGGCAGGCUGUCACUGCUGCUGGGACUGGUUGCAUGGCUGCCUUGGAUGCGGAACAUUACUUGCAAGAAAUUGGUUCUCAAGAAGGUAAGAGUGAUUGACUACGGAAGAACACAAAGAGCUUUCCGAGAGAAAUGGUUUCUAAGAUUUAAUUCUAGCCCCUGAUGUGGAGCUCCUAUUCAUGAUAUGUAAGUUCCGUUUGAUAGUCUUCUAUUUGAUUGGCCGUGUAGGCCCGUGUUCUUUAAGUCAAGAAUUCAGUUCUUAAUGCAAUUCAAGCGUUUAUUUUCAGAA
Molecule: messenger RNA, 1501 nt
Organism: Spinacia oleracea (spinach)
Lineage: Eukaryota; Viridiplantae; Streptophyta; Magnoliopsida; Caryophyllales; Amaranthaceae
Product: thioredoxin reductase NTRB
Exons: 2
Coding region: 109-1311 (400 amino acids)
Biological process (GO): removal of superoxide radicals
Cellular component (GO): cytoplasm
Molecular function (GO): thioredoxin-disulfide reductase (NADPH) activity
Source: RefSeq, a predicted model, not a curated record